UAGAACAACUUGAUGAAAAUAAACAUAGUUUUUUACGGGCAUGUACAGUUGCUCGUCAAAAAUCCGAUUUAUUUCAUAAAUAUGCACUUCGUAAUGCAGCUAAUUUGAUAAAACCUGAAGCUUAUUUAAAACCACUUGAACAAAAAAUUAAAAAUGUUUCAACAAUAUUAAAAAAUAAAGAAGAUACAGUUUUAAAUGCUUGGCAUCAUAGAAAAAAAAUUAUUGAUGAAUAUUUACAAUAUAUUUCAUUUAAACGUAAUACAGAUAAAGUUUUUGUAUGGAUUGAUGAACAUGAUGAAUGUUUCGUAUCAAAACUUGAAGAAUUAGAUAUUAAUGAUGAUGGUUAUAUGGAUUUUGUUCGUGCACUUAAGGAAAAGAAAACCAUGGUACGAAAAUUAGUUGAACGCGCUGAUGUAUUAGUCGAACGUUCACAUUCAUUUGCACCACUUAUUAAAGAUACAUGUAAUCGACUUGAUUCUGGUUUUAAUAAUUUUUUUCAAAAAAUAAUGAGAAUUAAUAAUAAAGAAGAAAUUGAUAAAGAAGCUGGUCGAAAAAGUGAUUCAAGUUUAGAAGAAAAAUUAGAACAACAAGAAUUAAAUGAAGGAAAACGAAAAGCAGCUAAACAACGAGAAUUAAUUUUUAAUGAAUUACUUAAUACAGAACGUGCUUAUGUUGAUAGUUUAAAUAAAUGUAUUCAACAUUAUCUUGGUGAAAUGCGUCAACAUUCUGAAGAAGUACCAGAAUUUUUACGUAAUAAAGAAUCAAUAUUAUUUUUAAAUAUUGAAGAAAUUCAUAAUUUUCAUAAGAAUUUAUUCAUCAAAGAUUUAGAACGAUAUGAAGAUAGUCCUGAAGAUGUUGGUCAUUGUUUUGUUACAUGGGCAAAACAAUUUCAUAUUUAUUAUGUUGAAUAUUGUAAAAAUAAUGAAACAUGUAUUAAAUUAUUAACACAAUAUCGUGGUCCAUAUUUUGAGACAAUUCAACAUAAAUAUCAAAUUGAUACAAUAAAUUCCUAUUUAAUUAAACCUGUUCAACGUAUAACUAAAUAUGAAUUAUUACUUCAACGUUUAAUGUCUUGUUGUGAAGAAUCCAAAGGUGAAGUUAAAGAAGGUUAUGAUCUUAUGUGUAGUGUACCAAAAAAAGCAAAUGAUGCAAUGCAUCUUAGUUAUCUUGAAGAACUUGAAUCUGGUUUAACAAAAGAAGCAUUAGGUGAUGUACUACUUCAAAAUACAUUUCAAAUAUGGGAUUCCAAACAACUUAUAAAAAAAGGAAAAGAACGACAUGUUUUUCUAUUUGAAACAAGUAUUGUUAUUGCUAAAAUUCUUAAACCAGUUACACGUGGAACUGUUCGAUAUAUUUAUAAAUAUAAAUUAAUGACUGCUGAAAUCUUUGAUGUUAAAGAACAUUUAGAAGCAGGUGAACCAUGUAAAUUUGCAUUAUAUACAGGUCGUCCAAUGUCAUCACAUACAGCUGAUCUUCGAGUAACACUUAAAGCAAAUGAUCUUAGUACAAAACAACAAUGGGUUAUACGUAUACGAGAACUCAUUCAAGAGAAUGAUCUUUAUCAUGAUUUAUCAAUGCAUGAAACAAAUACAAAACAAACAACAAUACAAAAUAAAAUUUCACAAUUUAUUAAUAAUAAUCAGUCAGAUAGACGAUCACAAGAAAUAGCUGAUAAUGUAUCCGAUGAAUUCGAACAUAUAAGUCGUGGUGGUUCAUUAUCAAGUAUGACAACUGGUUCAUUUUCAAGUAGUGGUCAAUAUCAUCAAAUUCAACAGAAACGACAUCAAUGGAAAUAUAGUCCAAUAUUAAUUGAAGAAAAUACAACAAUCGAUUCAAAAUCUAUAACAACAACGACAAGAACUGAAGAAGAAAAACAUACGGAAAAUACUAUACGUAAAUGGUAUAAUAGUAACGAUGAUGAUGAUGAUAAUGAUGAUGAUGAUGAUGAUGACGAUGAUGAUGGAAAUAAUCAAAAUAAAACUCAACACACAAUAUCAAAAAAAAUUGAACGAGUUCUACGUAAGAUAAAUGCUUGGACAAAUGAGACAACAGCAGCGUCAACAAAUAAUAAUGACAAUAGUACAAAACGAGAACCAUUACAAGAUACAUCUUUCAACAAAACAAAUCUAUCAACUUAUGAUUCUAUGCAUCAAAAACAAGAAUAUAAACCUCGUUCGAAAAAAUCAACAUCAAAUACAUUAUUUAAUUCUUUUCGACAACGAUGUUCUUCAUCAACAGUUGUUGAUCCAAAACUAAUUAAAAAUCAGAAUAUAUCAAUUCAUAGACCUUAUUCAAUGACAUUUACCGAUGAACCAUUAUCAUCUAUAACAAAUACAUCAACUAUUCUAAAUAAUGAUGAUAAUAAGAAUUAUUUUUAUCAAGAUUUAGAUAGAAAGAAAAAAAUGCCCGAUACCAAAGUUCAGUUUUCCUCAUUUCGUCAUAAAAAAUCAGUUGGUAAACAUCCGGUUUUGAUUAAUGUACUUGAUAAUAACAAAACUCAACGUCAAUCUUUAUUUUCUCCAUAUAACAACUUAGCACCUUUAUCAUCAAUGUAUGGUUCAGAUUUUUUUUAUCCAUCUACAAAUGAAGAACAACAACAACAUGAAUACGAUAAUUUAACUUUUAUACAAAAUUCAUCUCAUCAUAAUUAUGAUCCAUUUCCAAUUCUAGUUGAUUGUCAACAUUGUAGUCGAAGUAUUGAUCGAUCAUCAUUUCGUGAUAUAUCAUGUCAAGUUCCAUCCGAUGAUGAUGAUGAUGUUGAUGAUGAAAAAAAUAUCUAUCAAGAUGUUCAAUUUGAAUAUCAAAAAUCAAAACGAUCAUCACCAUUGUAUAUAUCACCAGCAUCAACACCACCAUUAUGUCAACCACCGUUAGCAAUUAAUUUAUUAGCACCGUAUCAUUUUCGACGAAAACGUUCAUUAUCAUCAUAUAUUGGUUUACAUAAUCGUUCAAAAUCAGCUCCAUCAGCGUCAUCUUCAACUGUAUCAUCAAAUUCAAAUCGUAUAAAACAUUUUUCUGAGAAAAAAAAUCAUAAAAAUUUACAACCAUCACUUUCCCCUCUACAGACGAAUACAAAUGUAUCGUCUUUGCUACCUGAAUCCGUUCCUGUUUCAUCAACACCAUCAACUACAGCCCUUCUUCGUUCUAUAAAAACAUCAAUAUAUGCUAUGAAAAAACGUCUCAAAGAUAUUCGUCGUUUGUCCGAGGAUUCGAACGUCACAACUGUAUUAGACGAUUAUACAGCACGCAGUUCACAAGAAUUAAGUGUAAGUAAAGGACAACAUGUUCGUGUCGUACAACGACAACCACCAAAUGCACCUGAUUGGUGUCUUAUACGUGUAUUGAAUGAACAUUAUAAUCCAUUGAGUCCACCAUCACUUGCUACAUCAUCAACAACAAUAACAACUGGUUCAAUUGAUUUACCAUCACCAUCACCAUCACCAUCAUCAUCUUCAAAAUAUAUUGAAGGACUUGUACCAGCAGCUAUUCUUAAAUCAACUAAAUCAUCAGCAUCAAAUAUUCAUCCAUUACCACCAUUAGCUCUUUCAACAAGUGCUAAUAAAACUGAACAAGAUUCUAAUACAGACGAUUCUCAAUCAAGACCACAACAAUCACCAGCUGUUCAUUUUAGUAAACGUAAAGCUAGUUUUAGGCGAAUUCUUAAAAAUCCUGUUCGACGUCUUAGCUUAAAAGAUAAUAAUAGUAGUAAAGAUGUUAAAAAUUCAACACCACGUGAUUUAGUAACUACAUCAACAUCUAUUAUAUCAACGGAUAGUGGUGAUGGUACAUCGAAUAAUAAUAAUAAUAAUAAUAAAAAACAAUCCACAUCAUCAUCAAAUUCCACAACAUCAACAAAAAUCAAAGCAUUCACAUUUACAAACUCCGAUGAUUUGACGUUGUUUCCUGAUGAUACGAAUUCAUCAAGUAAAUUAAUGGAUGGUAAUGCUGGUAUGAAUGGUAUUUAUAAAAUGACUGAAUCAUCUUCAUCACCAUCAAGUGUAACAACAAUUAUAUCUCCAUCAACAACACUUGCUGGUGAUGAUUUAGAAAAUGAUGUUAUUGAAGUACCACCACCAAUGGAUAUUCAAGUUCAACCAAAAUUAUCUGCUGAUACAAAUGUUGAUAAAGUCACUACGGACGAAUCUUCUUCACUCGCACCUCUCAGUAUUGUUGCUGGACUUUCAGCAAGUGAUUUUCAUAUCCCGUCUGCUUUGUCAGUGACGACACCGUCCGUCAAUGAUGUUUCGACAACGAGUAGUUCGAUGCCAUCGUCAAGUAUUCUACAACAAUAUUCAUCAACAAUACCAACAUCAUCAUCUCUAUCGUCAUCUCCAUCAACAAUAACAACAACUACUAAUAAUAAUAAUAAUAAUAAUCCUUUAUUAUCUUCGUCAACAUCAACUGUGAUUCCAAAUGAUAAUCUUAAUGAACAAACUGAUGAAAUAUCUUUACAUGAUAUUGAUGCAAGUAUUGAUCAAUCAUUAGCAUUACAUAGUUCAACACCAACAACAACAAAUGAUGAACAUAUUGAUGAUCGGACAAAAUAUGGUGAAAAACGAAGACAUAAUAUUAUUGAAUUAAUUGAAACAGAAAAAGAAUACGUCAAAGAUUUGGCAUUGAUUGUUGAAGGUUAUAUGAAUGUUCUUGAAAAUGAUAAAGAUAUUAAAAAACCAACAGGUCUUGUUGGUCUUGAACGUGUUGUUUUUGGUAAUGUACAGAGAAUUUUUGAAUUUCAUCGAGAUACAUUCUUACCACAACUUGAAGGAAGUAUUGAAAAUCCUGAUAUACUCGGUCGAUUAUUUACCACAAAUCGAUUUAGUCCUUAUGUAAGAUAUUGUGAAAAUAAACCACGAUCAGAAUAUAUUGUUUCGGAAUAUCAUGAUUAUUUUGAAGAAGUUCGUAAAAAACUCGGUCAAAAAUUACUUGUAUCAGAUUUAUUAAUAAAACCGGUACAACGAAUAAUGCGUUAUCAAUUAUUACUUAAAGAAAUUCUUAAAUCAACUGAUCGUAUGGGUGAUGAAUCACGUGCUAUACGUAGUGCUUUACAAGUUAUGAUUGAAGUACCACGUUUAGCAAAUGAUAUGAUGAAUGUUGGUCGUAUAAAAGAUUUACCAACAAAUGUACAUCAAUUAGGUGAACUUAAAUUACAAGAUAUGUUAUCUGUUAGUGAACCAAUAACAAAAGAAACAAAAGAUAUAAAAGAUAUUGAAAAAAAAUUAAAAGAACGACGAGUUUUUUUAUUUCAACAAGCUAUGGUUUUUUCCGAAGAAUUACCAGCUAAAGAUAAAUAUUCAAGUCCAAAUUAUAUUUAUAAAUAUGAUUUAAAAAUUAAUAAAUUACAACAUAAAGAAUUUAAACGUAAUAAAGAAUUAUUUCAAUUUACAUUAGUCGAAGUUGAUGCUGGUAAUACACGUCGAGUUAUAUGUCAAUGUAAAGAUGAUGAACAAUAUGAAUUAUGGGUUACAAAUGUAGAGAAAGUGCUUCAACGUCAGAUGGAUCUUAUCAUAGCUCUAACUAAUCCAACAGCUGCUCUACAAAAAGAGCAAGACUCGUCUAUGUCAUUGUUUAUACCAAGUCUCGUAACACCAACAUCUCGUAAUCAAAUAAAAAAAUCUAUGUCUGAUCGUUCUACUAAAUCUCCUGAAUCCUUAUCACCAACACAUCAUUUAUCAACAUCACCUAAACUAUCUAAUCCAUUAAUAUCACCAUCCCGAACAUUAUCAAAUUCUGAUACAUCACCAUCACCAAUACCAACAACAGAAAAUUCAAAUAAAAAAUCAGCUUUUAAUUUAUUUGAUUCGUUUUUACAACGUUCAGUAACAAAACCAUUAACAAUAAAUACUUCAACACAUCAUGAUAUAACACAACAAAAAAAAUUAACAACACCAUCAUUAUCAUCUUCAUCAAUAUCAAAUACACAAUUACCAGAACAAGCUCGUUGUUUACAUAGUUAUAAUGCAAUAAAAGAAGAUGAAAUAUGUGUUCAUAAAGGUGAAUAUGUACAAAUUGUUGCUGCUAAUCAAGAUAAUCGAUGGUUUGUUCAUCGUGAUGCUAAUCGUACAUCACCAGCAGCUGAAGGUUGGAUACCAGGUUUUGUUCUUGGACUUAAAAAUCCUAAUUCAACUAUACAUCAUAAUUUAUCUCCAUCACCACCACCCCCAUCAUCAUCUUCCCAACAACCGACAUCAUCAUUAUCAGCUAAUAGUCUUCAUCGUUUAACAACAACAUCAACAACUCAUCAUCCAACAAUUACUUAUGAAUCAACUUUACCUCCUAAACCUCAAACGAGUACUUGCGACAAGCGUCUUAGUGGUGUUUUACGUUAUUGUGGACCUGAAUUGAAUAUAUCUGUACAUGAACGAAGUAUUUUUCUUGGUCAAUCAUUAAUUCUUCAAGGUCAUGUUAUUGGUAAUCCACGACCAGCUAUUGUUUGGCAACAUCCACAUGGUCAUACAUUAGUUGAUGAUAGUGUGAAUAUACAUACACAUUAUGGAGAUGAUGGAACAAUUCGUUUACAAAUUCGUUGUGUAUCUAUGCAAGAUGCUGGUAUAUAUGAAUGUAUAGCUACAAGUUCUCAAGGUACUGUUUCACAACAAAUUCCUGUUCAAAUAAAAGAUUCGAAUGAUCAUCAUAAACUUGAACAAGUUCGUUGGUCACCAAGAUAUCGACCAAAUGAAUAUCACGAAAUGAAUGAAAUAGCUCGAGGACGUCAUUCAAUUGUUCGUCAAUGUAUUCAUAUAUCAACCGGUGAUGUAUGUGCUGUAAAACUAAUAUCAAAAAAAAUUAUUUCACAUGAACGUGCUUUACAUGAAUAUGCUCUUGUUUCAUCUAUAUGUCAUGAUUCAAUUAUACGAGUAUUUCAUUUUAUUGAAACAAAUUCAUUUUCAAUAAUUAUUUCCGAAUUAAUAUCCGGUGGACGUUUAUUUGAUUAUCUUUGUUUACAAUCAAUUAUAAUUGAACAAAAUAUAGCAAAAUAUAUGAAACAAUUAUUAGAUGGAUUAAAUUAUUUACAUCAUUGUAAAAUUGUUCAUUUAGAUAUACAACCGGAAAAUCUUCUUAUUAAUAUUGAAUAUGAUCAAAUAAAAUUAUGUGAUUUUGGUGAUUCAAUUCGUUUAUCAAAUAUGAAAUAUGUUCAUCGUAUGAGUGGAAAUAUUGAAUUUGCUGCACCAGAAUUAAUUCAUGGAAAUAUUCCUGUUCAUUAUAAAACAGAUAUUUGGUCUAUCGGUGCCAUUUUAUAUACAUUAUUAUCUGGUCUUUCACCAUUUCUUGAUGAAACUGAUGAACAAACAUGUGCAAAUAUCAUAAAUAUCGAUUUUAACUUUCCUGAAAGUCAAUUUCCGUAUGCAUUUCAAGCUGUAAAAGAAUUAAUUCAAACAAUUUUUGUUCGUGAACCAAAUAAUCGUCCAUCAGCAAGUGAAUGUUUAAUGAAUGAAUGGUUUCAUCAUGCUGGUCAAUAUCAAAUAUCAACAACUAAUUUAAAUAAUUUUAUUGAACGAAGAAAAAUUUUAAGUGAAAAAUCUUAG
Molecule: messenger RNA, 7523 nt
Organism: Rotaria sordida
Lineage: Eukaryota; Metazoa; Rotifera; Eurotatoria; Philodinida; Philodinidae
Source: the annotation of a GenBank genome assembly